UGGUUGGAGCCUGCGGUGUCGUGCAGGUGUCUAUUCUUCAAUCACUAUGUCAAGUGACACAGAUGUUUCUCUUUCUUCAUAUGAUGAAGAUCAGGGAUUUAAACUUAUCCGAAAAGCUAGAGCGGCACCAUUUGUCCCCAUUGCAAUGGCAGGUUUUGCAGCAAUCGCUGCAUAUGGAUUAUAUAAAUUGAAGAGCAGGGGCAAUACUAAAAUGUCUGUUCACCUGAUCCACAUGCGUGUGGCAGCCCAAGGCUUUGUUGUGGGAGCAGUGGCUCUUGGUAUGGGCUAUUCCAUGUAUUGAGAAUUCUGGGCAAAACCUAAACCUUGGAAGAGGAGAUGCUGUCUUGGUCUCGGUGGCGCUUGCUUUAGUUAGACAUCUCAUAUUGAGGUUAUAUGUUUAUGUUGAAAAUAAAUUCUGCGGGUCAGACAAUAACAUGGUAAUUUGAAUACUGGCUUCCUUUCUUGCAGGCUUGAUUUGCCUAGUGACUAGUUCACUAGCUAUAGGUCAUUCAGGGGAGUCAGAUUAGCACAAAAACAUGUCACUUUUAAAUGCACUUGAUAGUGGUACAAUGUCCACCUUCUUAAACUCUUCUGAUAAAAUUAGUUGUGAAGAGGACA
This is a messenger RNA of Orcinus orca (killer whale), 618 nucleotides long. Its product is annotated as HIG1 domain family member 1A, mitochondrial-like. Gene Ontology annotation, biological process: mitochondrial respirasome assembly; negative regulation of apoptotic process. The coding region runs from base 47 to 301 and encodes 84 amino acids. The record is from RefSeq and is a predicted model, not a curated record. Gene Ontology annotation, cellular component: mitochondrion. The transcript has a single exon. Lineage: Eukaryota; Metazoa; Chordata; Mammalia; Artiodactyla; Delphinidae.